Neltuma alba is the source of this 1110-nucleotide messenger RNA. RefSeq names its product rust resistance kinase Lr10-like. The coding region runs from base 1 to 1110 and encodes 369 amino acids. Lineage: Eukaryota; Viridiplantae; Streptophyta; Magnoliopsida; Fabales; Fabaceae. The record is from RefSeq and is a predicted model, not a curated record. Gene Ontology annotation, molecular function: ATP binding; protein kinase activity. The transcript has 2 exons. Gene Ontology annotation, biological process: protein phosphorylation.
AUGACCGAAAAUAUUACUUUCUUCAAUUGUUCUUCGGCUGUUUCGAGAUAUACGCGCGAGUCCUGCCCAAUUCUUGCCCUUGGCUCUGAUGACAGUGUCCUGUCCGGGGACCUACUUUCCUGCAUUAUGAUGUUUCGGUUAGAUUCGCCCAUACCGGCAGCGUCUUUUCGGAGGAACUCGAUACCACUCAAAAUUGAAAAGCAUAAAACCAGCAAGAUGCUCAGAAUUGUUUUGCCCGGAACAGGUUCGAUUGUGCUGGUUUUGCUGUCGGUCGUGUGCGUUUACACAUGUCGCUACUUCAAGAAGAAAGGAGAUGAUCAAGCAAGACUUGAAAAGUUUUUGAAGAAUUACGAGGCACUUAAACCUACCAGAUUCUCUUUCGCUGAUAUCAAAAGAACCACACACAGUUUCAAGGAUAAAUUAGGUGAAGGUUCUCACGGAACAGUCUUUAAAGGCAAGCUAUCUGCUAAAAUUCAAGUUGCUGUCAAAGUACUGAAUAAUUCAGAUAAUGAUGGACAAGAUUUCAUCAACGAAAUGGGGACAAUGGGCCAAAUUCAUCACGUCAAUGUUGUUCGUUUGUGGGGAUUUUGUGCUGAUGGUUUUCAUCGAGCUCUUGUUUAUGACUUUUUCCCAAAAGGCUCCCUCCAAAAGUUCAUAUUUUCCCAAGAUAACAGAGAAAAUUUCCUCGGGUGGUCGAAGCUGCAACAGAUUGCUCUUGGCAUCGCAAAAGGGAUUGAAUAUCUUCACCAAGGCUGUGAUUAUAGAAUUCUCCAUUUUGAUAUCAAUCCUCACAAUGUGUUGUUAGAUGACGAGUUCACCCCUAAAAUUUCUGAUUUUGGUCUAGCUAAAUUGUGUUCUAAAAAUCAAAGUAUGGUGUCAAUGACAAUAGCAAGAGGAACUUUAGGAUAUAUUGCACCUGAAGUCUUUUUUCCAAAUUUUGGCCAUGUGUCAUACAAAUCAGAUAUUUAUAGUUAUGGGAUGCUACUCUUGGAAAUGAUCAGUGGAAGGAAAAAUGUUGAUACAAACAAAGAAACUUUUCAAGUUCUAUAUCCAGAAUGGAUUCAUAAUUUGAUCAAAGGAGAAAACAUGAGUAUUUCUAUAGAAGAUUAG